AAUAGAAGUUUUGUUUGUAGGUUAUGUUGUGUAUAUUGCGGACAUAAACGUAAACAAAGCUAUUUGCAUCUUUCUUAAAAUACGGCGACUGGAAUUGGGAUUUGGAGCUUUAUAUAGCAAUACAAGUAUGUCUGUUACGCUGCACACUGACGUAGGUGACAUAAAAGUGGAGUUAUUCUGUGAACAAUGCCCAAAAGCCUGCGAGAAUUUCCUUGCAUUAUGUGCAAGUGAUUAUUACAAUGGUUGUUUAUUUCAUAGGAAUAUAAAGGGUUUCAUAGUACAGACUGGAGAUCCAACAGGCACAGGCAAAGGUGGUACUUCUAUUUGGGGAAGAAAAUUUGAAGAUGAAUUCAAGGAGGAGCUGAAGCACAAUGCAAGAGGAAUGGUAUGCAUGGCCAAUAAUGGACCUAACUCCAAUGGCAGUCAAUUUUUCUUCACUUAUGCAGAGCAACCACAUCUGGACUUGAAAUAUACACUUUUCGGAAGAAUCAUAGAUGGUUUUGAAGCACUAGAUGAUUUAGAAAAAAUGGCAGUCAAUCCUAAAACAUACAGACCUCUUACAGAUGCAAAAAUUACAUCAGUGACAAUUCACGCUAACCCCUUGGCUGGAUAAUGAACAAUAAAAUUAUUUUUACCUUGCAA
Molecule: messenger RNA, 642 nt
Organism: Trichoplusia ni (cabbage looper)
Lineage: Eukaryota; Metazoa; Arthropoda; Insecta; Lepidoptera; Noctuidae
Product: peptidyl-prolyl cis-trans isomerase-like 3
Exons: 4
Coding region: 128-613 (161 amino acids)
Biological process (GO): protein peptidyl-prolyl isomerization; protein folding
Cellular component (GO): catalytic step 2 spliceosome
Molecular function (GO): peptidyl-prolyl cis-trans isomerase activity
Source: RefSeq, a predicted model, not a curated record